AUGGUUUCUACACCGGCAGCAUCGGAUGAUGAGGACGAUCGGCUUGAACCGGGGUUCGAGGACCCGUCAAAGUUCACAGCCGAGGGGGAUGGAGCUCAGACGAGUGCGGAUGUGACGCAAGAUGGGAGGAUCGAUAUGGUCCUCAACCUCAAGAAAGCGUUACCAGACCUACCUACCGACUACGCCAUCUCGGUGGAAGAUGAAUACGCCGAUCCGAACCCCGAUCGAAACGUCCCUUGCCUCAACAUCGUCAUCUUCGUAGUCGGGUCCCGGGGUGACGUCCAACCUUACCUCUCGCUCGCCUUGAACUUGAUCCUCUCCGACAGUCGACACAGGGUGAGGAUCUGUACGCAUGGGGUGUUCAAGGAUUUCGUACUGGGGACGGGGAAGAAGUUCUUCGAUAUCGGAGGAAGUCCCAAGGACUUGAUGGCGUACAUGGUCAAGAACCCUGGAUUAUUGCCCGGACGCGAAUCCCUGAUCAACGGUGACAUCCCCAAAAAACAAAAGAUGGUCAAAGAGAUGCUUCACAGGUUCCUCCGGUCGAUUUACUACCCGGAUGAGCAGACCGGACGAUCGUUUGCCGCAGACGCCAUCAUUGCGAACCCGCCGAGCUUUGCGCAUGUACACAUUGCCGAGAUGACGGGUCUGCCGUUGGUCAUCUCGUUCACAAUGCCCUGGAGUCCGACCGGCGAAUUCAAUCACCCUCUUGUCAACGUCAAAUCGAGCGAUGCCCCGAACAGGCUCACCAACUACCUGAGCUACGGUCUGGCCGAGAUCAUGACGUGGCAAGGCUUGGGACCUACGAUCAACAAGUUUAGGAGGAAAGAGCUGUUGUUGAACGAACUUCAGAACGGAGAGGGGCCCGGAUUGGCGGAUAGGCUCAAGAUCCCGCAUAUCUACUGUUGGAGUCCCACUGUGAUUCCUAAACCUAAGGAUUGGAAGGCGCACAUCGACAUUGCCGGAUACUUCUUCUUGCAGGACGGUGGUGAAUUUGAGCCGGAACCGGAACUGGCCAAAUUUCUGGCCAGUGGUCCAACUCCGAUCUAUAUCGGCUUCGGUUCUAUCGUGGUCGACGAUCCCGCAAAACUUACUGCGACGAUAUUCGAAGCCGUGGAGAGGACCGGAGUGAGAGCCCUGGUCAGCGCCGGAUGGAGUGAUAUCGGUGGUGAUAACGUGCCAGAGGACGUGUUCAUCCUAGGGAACGUACCUCACGAUUGGCUGUUUGCCGAUGGCCGCGUUUCCGCGGUCUGCCAUCACGGCGGAGCGGGGACGACAGCAAUCGGGCUCAAGAACGGUGUACCAACCAUAGUCGUGCCGUUCUUUGGAGACCAACCUUUCCAGGGCGCAAUGGUAGCCAGAGCCGGAGCUGGACCCGAACCUAUCCCUUUCAAGAAAUUCAACGCCGACACCCUUACAGAAGCUAUCAUCACCGCGCUAAGUCCAGAAGUGAAGGAGGCUGCCGGUCGAUUCGGAGAGCAGAUUCGAAGCGAGAACGGGGAGGAAGCGGCAGUGCACUCGUUCCACAACUUUUUGCCCCUCCUGAACAUGCGUUGCGACCUUGAGCCUUCGCGAGUAGCCCUCUGGAGCAGCAAGGAACACGCACUGAGGUUGAGCGGAUUGGCAGCCUACACACUGAUCGACGCGGGCCUACUUUCUUGGGAAGACCUUCGACCACAUCGCGUACGAGAAUAUGUACCCGCGACCAACGAUCUAUAUCCUCUGGCCGGAGGAGUUAAUGCGGUACUGCGCACCGUAGCGACAGGUGUUGUCGGCACCGCCGAGUUGUUUUACAGACCUCGUCAGGGGCUGCAGAAGCUCACCACCUUCCAGCUCACCGGGAUGGUCGGCAUCGUAGAAUUAAAUAUCCUCGCAGGCCUGCAGACGAUGCCUAAAUUCUGGGGCAGCACCGUUCGACAUCGGGAACCGACCGGGGCCUUGGACGGGUUCGCUGAAGGUGCAAAGAGCUUUGCUUACGGGUUUGGCGAUGGGUUUGGCGGGCUCGUAUACAAGCCAGUCCUGGGCGGAAAGAAGGAUGGAUGGGUCGGUGCUGGCAAGGGACUUUUACAAGGGAUCGGUGACAUGUACGUCAAGCCGGCGGCGGGCGCUUUAGCGCUGGUGGCCCAACCUACCAAAGGUAUCCUCACCGCAAUGGGCAAAGCCAAACGCAAGGCCAACGACCCGCUUGUCAGGCCGCGCCAGGAGACGAGCCGAGAAGCCUUCAACCGUAGCACUCUCGAAGAAAGGCAGGCCAUCUUGAAAGCCUUUGAAAUUGCGGUCAAAGAUACGGUGGAGAGGAAGAAGCGGCUCAAAGCCAAGGCUCAGCAGCUUUUCGAACAAGAGAGACUAGCGAUCGAAGAGGUCCAACGGGAGAAGAAGGCUGCUAUCGAGGCGGAAAAGGAGGCCAAGAAGCGAAUAGACAAGGUGUGA
Filobasidium floriforme is the source of this 2427-nucleotide messenger RNA. Its product is annotated as glycosyltransferase family 1 protein. The coding region runs from base 1 to 2427 and encodes 808 amino acids. The record is from RefSeq and is a predicted model, not a curated record. Gene Ontology annotation, molecular function: hexosyltransferase activity; UDP-glycosyltransferase activity. The transcript is spliced from 17 exons. Gene Ontology annotation, biological process: carbohydrate metabolic process. Lineage: Eukaryota; Fungi; Basidiomycota; Tremellomycetes; Filobasidiales; Filobasidiaceae.